Molecule: messenger RNA, 1634 nt
Organism: Gopherus flavomarginatus (Mexican gopher tortoise)
Lineage: Eukaryota; Metazoa; Chordata; Testudines; Testudinidae
Exons: 2
Coding region: 85-1104 (339 amino acids)
Molecular function (GO): nucleic acid binding; zinc ion binding
Source: RefSeq, a predicted model, not a curated record
AAGGAAAAACAGCGAAAACAUGAACUGGACUUAGCGCAAGCUGGGCUGCAUGCACCAGCCAAUCCUAACAACCCUUCGCCAAUUAUGGUUCCACAUCACAGAAAAUUUCCCACCUACAAGGCAGUUGAUGACACCGAGGCCUUCUUGGAAAAUUUUGAAAGAGCCUGUCUUGGGUACAGCAUCCCUGAAGACCAGUACAUGGUAGAAUUGAGGCCACAGCUCAGUGGACCUUUAGCAGAGGUGGCAGCUGAAAUGCCUAAGCAGCAAAUGAACGACUAUAAACUUUUUCAAACCAAGGCCAGAUACAGAAUGGGGAUAACCCCGGAUCAUGCCCGUCGGCGUUUCAGAACCCAAAAGUGGAAACCAGAUGUGUCAUUUCCCAAACACGCCUACUAUGUUGGGAAAAAUUAUGAGGCCUGGAUAUCAGGACACAAUGUUAAAACCUUGGAAGAACUGCACCUCCUCAUACAAAUGGAGCAGUUCUUGGAUGGUGUUCCUGAGGACAUCACACGGUACAUACAAGAUGGAAAACCCAAAAAUCUCGCUGAGGCGGGGGAGAUUGGAGCCAGAUGGAUGGAAGUGGCAGAAAGCAAGAAAGCUACGGUCAAGGGGAACGAAUACCCCAGGGGGCACACCGACCAUAAACCCUACAACCGAAUACAGCCAAAGACCCCACAUACAACCCAAGUAAAGCCACAGACGCCCUAUUCUUCCACCUCACCGGUCUCCAGUAACUCACCUCGGCCCAGUGACCCAUCAGAUGGAAGAUGCUUUAAGUGUAAUGAACUGGGACAUAUCAAGGCCAACUGUCCAAAGAACGCCAUCCGAGUGCAAUUCAUUACACCACCAUCACACCAAAGAUCCCCAGGCCCAGAUGCCUCUCAAAUACCCUUGCAGCGAAGGGAAAAUUUGAGAGUGGGCGGAAAGAAGGUUACUGCGCGGAGAGACACGGGGGUACAAGUGUCAGCUAUCCACCAAUCCUUCGUAGACCCCAAAUUCAUCAACCCAAAGGCCAAAGUGACAAUUUACCCCUUCAUGUCACAAGCUGUAGACUUACCUACAGCUGAACUGCCUGUCCAGUACAAAGGCUGGUCAGGAAUGUAGACUUUUGCAGUCUAUGACAAUUAUCCUAUCCCCAUGCUACUGGGGGAAGACUUGGCCAACCAGGUGAAGCGGGCCAAGCGAGUGGGAAUGGUUACACGUAGCCAAACCAGGCAAGCUUCCAGACCCAUUCCUGUUCCUGAGCCAUCCACAGACGCCCCGUCUGUGUUACCAGAGACCCAGACAGAGGUAGUGGACCCGGAUUCCAUGCCAACCAUUGAAGCAGCCACAGCACCUCCAGUCCCAGGCCCGGAACUGGAACAGCAACCAGCACCAGCAAGUGCAACCACAUCUUCAAACUCAACGCCAGAGGGCGCCAGCGAGCCAGAACUGGCAGAAGCAACAGACAGCCAUACCCAAAAGGCUCAGCCAGAGCCUGAAAUACCCUCAGGUGCACCAGCGGAGAGCGGUUCACCAGCAACAGAAACAACCCCAUCACCUACAUCGCUUCCAGAGGGACCAAGCCCAAGUCCACAGUCUGAGGAAGAACUGGUGACCCCAGCCUCAAGGGAACAGUUCCAGACUGAGCAGGA